GAUACACCAAUAAGGAAUGGUAUAAUAACUGACAGAAACCAGUGCUUCUUCAAAAUCCUUCGGACUUUUCGCCUCAAAUUUAAGAAGCCCUUGAUUCUUGACAUGACAUUAUUUGGACGUAGUGCUAGAAACGGGAAAGCGGGAAAGCCCAACUGCAAUUUUAGUUUACGGAGUCCAAGGUUUCAUUUCUCACGCAAACGGAUUGCAGAUUCUGAGAAUCAAAAUCAGUGAUGAGUUUCACGAGCGCAACAUACUGACAGUAGAGAUGCACAAUAGUGCACCAACUUGCACCUUACUGCCUUCUCAGUAGGGAAGCCUUACAUAUACAUUACUAGCCAUGAGGCAUGAGGCUUGCAGCCAUGCAUCUGCAGUGCUGCACUUUUUAUUUGCGUUUAGUUUUGGUUCUCGGUUUGUUAUCAUUGUGAUGAAAUUUUAAGGCGGUAAUUUACGGAUAUUGUUGUCAUUCCUCCCUGUUUCGUUUGGCUAGCGGUUAGUUUUUCCUGCACAAAACGUCUGGACGUUUUUCUUCUACUAGAACUUUUUCUGUUAUGGAUGUCUGAUCCCUGUGUUUGAGUUCAAGUGCAGCGAUUCGUUAACGGUCAUGUCGUCAGAGGAGGACGAGUACGUUCCUGGUGGUUCAGGUUCUCCAAAGAAGACUAAGGCUACCAAAAAGAAGAAGGCUGCAGCAUCAUCCGAAGAUGAAGGAGAUACUGACAAUCAACCAACAAAGAUGGCCCGCACCCCCAAAGAGAAGAAAGCCAUUAAGAAGAUCUACCAGAAGAAAUCGCAGCUGGAGCACAUUCUCAUUCGUCCCGAUACAUACAUUGGCUCGACGGAACUCGUGUCGCAAAAGAUGUGGGUCUACGAUACCGAGGAGAAGAAGAUGGUUUUUCGCGAAAUAAAAUUCGUUCCCGGACUGUACAAAAUUUUCGACGAGAUAUUGGUAAAUGCGGCGGAUAACAAGCAGCGCGAUCCAAAAAUGUCCAUGAUCAAGGUUGGCAUUGACGCAGAGCAGAACCAGAUCUCUGUUUGGAAUAACGGGCACGGUAUUCCGGUCGUGGAACAUAAAGAAGAAAAAAUGUUAGUUCCCACAAUGAUCUUCGGUCAUUUGCUGACUUGGUCCAAUUAUGAUGACGACGAGAAGAAAGUGACCGGCGGACGAAAUGGAUACGGAGCCAAGCUGUGCAAUAUCUUCAGUAAUAGAUUCGUUGUGGAAACCGCUUCGAAGGAGUACAAGAAGAAAUUCAAGCAGGAAUGGUCGAAAAAUAUGGGAAAGGCAGGUGAGCCAAAAGUGGAUUCGUUCAGUGGCGAAGAUUACACCAAAGUCACUUUCGAGCCCGAUCUCAGCAAAUUCAAAAUGGCAGUACUGGAAAAGGACACUGUGGACCUGUUAUCAAGGCGAGCGUACGAUGUUGCUGGAACCAGUGGAGGCGUUAAAGUGUACCUCAAGGGAGAGAAGCUACCGAUCUCUAAUUUCAAGCAGUAUGUUGAGCUAUAUACGGCCAAUAACUCCGACGAAAUGGGAAAUCCCUUGAAAGUUGUAACUGAGAAGGCUAACGAAAGGUGGGAGUUUGCGGUCACUUCGAGCGACACUGGAUUUAGUCAAGUCAGCUUCGUCAACAGCAUCGCUACUACAAAGGGUGGGCGCCAUGUGGAAUACAUCACUGACCAGAUUACCAAGGCAAUGAACGAGGUCAUCAAGGAAAAGAACAAGAGCGGUGCAGAGAUUAAACCAUUUCAGGCGAUCAAGGGGAACGUAAGGGAAUGCUUUUACAGCCUACCAGAACUGGAAGAAUGGAAAGCGAAUCUCACGGAGAGUGAGUUGAAAAAAUACAAGAUCAAAUAUUAUAAAGGAUUGGGUACUAGUACCUCAGAGGAAGCCAAAGAGUACUUUACAAACAUUACGCGGCAUCGGAUUGCGUUCCGAUACGGUGGAAAGGACGACGACGAUGCUGUUGAUUUGGCGUUUGCGAAAAAUAAAGCAGAUGCCAGGAAAGAUUGGCUGACGAAAGGAAUGGAAGAACGUAAGCAGCGCAGACUGGAGGGUCUUGGCGAGGUCUACCUCUACACGAAAACCACAAAGUCUGUGACGUUUAGAAAGUUCGUGGACGAGGAGCUGAUUCUGUUUAGUAACAUGGAUAAUGAGCGAUCCAUCGCUUCGCUUGUUGAUGGUUUGAAGCCUGGCCAGCGGAAAGUGCUUUUUACGUGUUUCACGCGGAAGAAAAAAGGUGAAGCGAAGGUGGCCCAGUUAGUCGGUUCCGUCGCUGAAAAGUCCGCUUACCAUCAUGGCGAACAGUCACUUAUGUCAACAAUUGUUGGAUUGGCUCAAAAUUUUGUUGGGUCGAACAACAUCAAUCUCCUCCUGCCACUCGGACAGUUCGGUACUCGACUGCUUGGUGGAAAGGAUGCUGCCAGUGCUCGAUACAUCUUCACCAAUUUGAGUCAUAUGGCCAGAGCCGUAUUCCAUCCGCACGAUGAUCCGCUGUUAAAUUAUUUAAACGAAGAUAACCAGAAAAUUGAGCCAGAGUGGUAUAUUCCCGUUGUGCCUAUGGUGUCAAUGAAUGGCGCCGAGGGAAUUGGAACCGGAUGGAUGACGAAAAUUCCGAAUUAUAAUCCACUGGAUAUUGUCGCGAAUUUAAGAGCUUUGAUCCGUGGAGAUGAAAUAAAACCAACGAAACCAUGGUACAAAGGAUAUCACGGUGAAAUUUUGCCAGUAGAUUCAACUCGUUACUUAACUAACGGGGAAGUGGCAGUUCAUGAUCAGGAGAAUUCGAUUGAAAUAACGGAACUGCCUAUUCGGACUUGGACUCAAAACUACAAAGAAGUGGUUGUUGAGCCUUUGCUUUUAGGCUCUGAAUCCAAAGAUGGUAAAGGAAAGCCUCCCCAGAUUCAAGAUUACAAGGAGUACCAUACGGAUACUACCGUCCGUUUCGUGAUUCGAAUGUCAGGGCAGAAGUUUGUGGAAUUCCAAAGGGAAGGAUUUCAUAAGACAUUUAAACUCCAGCAGACCAUCUCUAUGAGCAGUAUGGUUCUGUUCGAUUCCAAUGGAGUGAUUCGCAAAUACGAUAAUGUCAGCGACAUCUUGCGUGAGUUUUUUGAAGUUCGAAUGACAUUCUAUGGAAAAAGAAAAGAUUUUCUCGUGGCGCGUCUGUCGGCUGAGGCUUUGAACCUUGAGAAUCAAGCCCGGUUUAUCGACGAGAAAAUUAACGGGAAAAUUACAAUAGAGAACGUCAAAAAGAAAGACUUUAUCAAUAAAUUAAAGAAAGCUCAGCCACCUUAUGACUCGGAUCCGGCCAAGACUUGGAAAAAGAAAUUUGGAUUGCCGGAAUACGAAACUCCUACCGCGGAUGACGAUGAUGUCAAGAAGAAAACGGAUGAAGCAGAAGCCGGAUCAGAUUUUGACUACAUUCUUAAAAUGCCUCUUUGGAGUUUAACGAAUGAACGAUUUAUGGAUCUCAUAGAGAGACGGGAUGAUGAGAAUAAAGAGUUAUCAGCUCUUCGGAUGAAAACACCCUCGGAUUUGUACACGGGUGAUUUGGACGAGUUCGAAUCCCGUCUGGAAAAAGUGGAAGCUGAAGAAGCCUUUGUGUCACCUACCAAAAAACCUGCUGGCAGGGUAGCGGCCAGGGCUAAAGGCCAGAAAGGACGAGGAGCUGUUGCGAGCUACGCAGAUACGCUCCCUUCUGUGUACGGGACACGGGUUGAGCCAGUUGUUGAUACUGCCACUAUUGCGAAGUUUGAGAAAGCCAAAGAAUUAAAAGAUCGAAAAGUGGAUGGCAUAAAGGUACCCCGAGCUCGGGCCAAGAAACCCGCUGAGAAUGGCGAAAAUCCCGCCUCAUCUGAAGCGCCGAGCUCUAACAGGCCGGCAGGAGACGACAGUCGUCGGGUGGAUACUAAGCGCCGUCGUAUACACAUUACGCUGGAAAUAAGUCGGGCAGGUCAGCCGUUUAAAGGCAUCCUGUUGUGCUUUUUUCUCCUGUGGAUGUUGAACUUUGCUGUGGGUUCCCUUCCUAUGCUACCAACGGAUACUUGCGCUAUCCGAAAUGACACGUGCCCUCUUCCGGGAAAAAAUUAUUAUGUUCCCAACGUCUCAGAUCCCAAAGCGACGAUCGUGGAAAGGGUCGCAUGGUACUUUUUCGGAUUUUUCACGGGUCUUAUUGUUAUGUAUUUCUGUAUCUUGUUUUCGUCUAAAGUUGAGGAAAAUGUGACAGCUAACGGAAGAAUUUCAAAACGUGAAAAUGGACGCGGAUCCGAUCAAAAUGCCAUUCUAGCAUCCAGAGCUCAACGGGCGUUAGAAGAAUACGCAGAAAGCCAGGAAAUGCCAUUUGAACCAACGUGUCCAUAUUGUAAUUAUCUUUGCGACGAGGAUUUGUCGACCAUACACAGGAGAACAGUUACAGUAGAAAACACGCGAGAUUAUGGGUUCGGGUUCAAUUGCAAGAAGUUCCCUGGGACUGACGGUACGAAAUGGAUUGUAAUUUCGGAUGUCAUGGAUAUGCAGAUUGCCGUUUACAAGGGUGACUUUAUCCGGGAAAUUAACAAAAUAUCAACGCAAGAACCUAACCAGCGAUCCGCUUUGAAAGAAUUGUUCAAAAAGACUGGCAAAGCCUUCUCAGUGACUUUGGUACUGGAAUACCGCCAUGAUUUGUCGCCACAUAUCGACGCUAGUUCCGGCGGUUUUUCUGGAUAGCCGCCCGAUUCCAUGGGACUAAUUGAUGGAUCAUGAGCAGUGCUAGCACGACCUUACUGUUGCUGCAUGUUAAGCUUCAAAAUUGUGAUAUUGUACUACUUUGGCAAAACUUUUUAACCCAGUGUUCUCUUUAAAUGUUCCCCGCAAAGGCGCAGAUAAAAUUGAAUUUCAUGUGGAAUAUUCGUAUUGCUUUUUAUUAUGUUAAGGCAUUUUGAAAUCAUUGCAUACUUUUUUUGUUAAAUAACUUUUGCCUUCAUUACCAUGUUGGUCAUCGUAUCCUAUUAGGUGAUGCAGUCGAAAAAAAUACAGAUAAAGUUUGUGUUAA
Messenger RNA from Paramacrobiotus metropolitanus, 5015 nucleotides. Its product is annotated as DNA topoisomerase 2-alpha-like. Bases 602 to 4690 code for a protein of 1362 amino acids. The transcript has 23 exons. The record is from RefSeq and is a predicted model, not a curated record. Gene Ontology annotation, molecular function: DNA binding; protein binding; ATP binding. Lineage: Eukaryota; Metazoa; Tardigrada; Eutardigrada; Parachela; Macrobiotidae. Gene Ontology annotation, cellular component: nucleus. Gene Ontology annotation, biological process: sister chromatid segregation; resolution of meiotic recombination intermediates; DNA topological change.